UCAAAUUAAAAUUCGUUCUUUAGUCUAUUAGAACUUUAGUCAGAGAUUAGAGAAAUCGUCCAACUGGCGCUUAAAAGCGCUACCGCGAGAGUAGAGAAGAAUAGAGAAAAUUUAAUGAUUUAAUGUUGAACCAAUCGGUUAAACAGAUUACCUUUGAGUUAUUCUUUUGGGAUAUCAAUAGUUUAUUUUUAUUUGCAUUUGAAAUUCGAUAUAUUCACAUUUACCAAAUUAAUAGUAGUUUUAUUUUAUGUCACUCACUUUAACCGACUGUCAAGAUAAACACGUAUAAGAUGCAGGUUUCAUUGCUGCAUCGAUGCACCAAGAUGGUGUUGCUGAAGAAGCAGGUGAGGCGCAAGGGCUGGCACCUGAGGAGUUACAGACACCAGGCCUAUCGGCGGCUGCGCAUGAUGAGCCAGAUCCGCGAUGAGCUGCUCCGUAAGGUGCGCAAAGCAAUAGAGGCCAGGCAGAGAGAUAUGGAACAGGUGCAAAGGGAUCAGGCAAGGCAUGAGGUCGCCAGAACGGUAGCCACAUACAAGAGAUGGCUGCACAGUUGGUCCAAGUCGCUGUUGUCGCAACGCCGGCUGAUCGUGCAGCAGAGGCAGGAGGAACGCACCCAAGCCCAAGUGGCAAGUGGCAAGUGGCAAAUAAUCUGAAUUGGAACGAAUCGUACCCAGAUUGGAAUAUGAUUUUCUUACAAUUCUGGUGGACUCUGAUGGUGCUGGGUGG
Messenger RNA from Drosophila miranda, 726 nucleotides. RefSeq lists its product as uncharacterized. The transcript has 2 exons. Lineage: Eukaryota; Metazoa; Arthropoda; Insecta; Diptera; Drosophilidae. Bases 291 to 653 code for a protein of 120 amino acids. The record is from RefSeq and is a predicted model, not a curated record.